Molecule: messenger RNA, 6065 nt
Organism: Erinaceus europaeus (western European hedgehog)
Lineage: Eukaryota; Metazoa; Chordata; Mammalia; Eulipotyphla; Erinaceidae
Gene: SLX4
Product: SLX4 structure-specific endonuclease subunit
Exons: 15
Coding region: 640-5751 (1703 amino acids)
Biological process (GO): meiotic DNA double-strand break processing; resolution of meiotic recombination intermediates; interstrand cross-link repair
Cellular component (GO): nucleus; Slx1-Slx4 complex
Molecular function (GO): DNA binding; enzyme binding
Source: RefSeq, a predicted model, not a curated record
GCGGGAGGUUGGGCCGCCGUCCUGCGGCUCUGGGGGCCCGGGGGCCCGGGGCCCCCGAGCGCCCGCGCCUGGCCGGGGGCCGCCGGAUCCGUCGGGAGAGAGGCGGUGGCCGGCGCCCAGCUGUCAGCGGCCGCGAUCGGUGCCCGCCGGCUGGGUCGGAGGCUCGGGCCCGCGGAUCGCCCGCCCACGGCCAUUCAUUCCCGCGGCUGUCAGGCCUCCGCUGAGGCCGAGACCCAGCCGCCAGCGCAGCCCCAGAAGCAGUGGCAGAAAGGACAGUACCUGCUGGUGCCGCGUGCGACUGCUGCUUCUCCACAGGUGGCAAAGGCGGUGGCCCGACCACGCUUUCUCCCCAUGGGCGCCUCAGAAUCUCCGGAGCACCAAGUUCACAUGUGCCGGGUCUCCACAGCCUAGACGACAGCCUGCCUCUCACAUGCGCUAACAGAGCAAGCUGGGAAGGUGCUGUUUAACUCCAGCUCGAUGGGAAAAGACCUUUGAACCCACUGUGGAGGGGAAACAGAAGGUUUCGCUCUGGAGUGCCAGCCCCCUGGCCCCCCAGAUAGCUGAGAAGGAAGCAGAAGAAGCCAAGCUCACACACACCCCAGGCCCACCCAUACUCCUCUGAAGAAAACCCUUCAGAGGAUGGAUGAGUCCGACGAAGACUUCAAGGAACUCUGCGCCAGCUUCUUCCAGAGGGUGAAGAAGAAUGGCCCCAAGGAGAUGCCUGGGGAGAGGAAGCCCCGCAAGGCCUCAGAGGGGUCUCAGAUCAGAAGCAGACCGAGAAGGACCAAGCAGACUGCCGCCAAGAGCAAAGCCCCCCCAGGCCCUGCCGAGAGGAAGACACGAUCCGGCAGCCAGGCCCCCAGGGCUAAAAAGCAAGGGACGAUCAAGUGGCAGGAGAAUGAGCCAGCUGCUCCUGAGAACGGGGAGGAGGUUCCCCUGAAGAGUGCCUGCAGCACCCAGACAGGUGUGCCCAGCAGUGAGUCCCAGUGCCCGCCCUCCUCUUGCCUGACCACGACAGUGACCGUGCCUAGCCCCUCCAAGCCCCGGGCAGCAGAGCUAGUCCUUCAGCGGAUGCAACAGUUCAAAAGAACACACCCUGAGCGUUUGAAGCACACUUGCGAUGGGGGCUCUCUGGAGGCUGCUCCCGAAGAAAACGCCCCAGAGGAGCCAGAGGAGGAGGCCCUGAAUGGGCUGGGGCCUGGGCUCCCUGCCAUGGAGAGCGACGCCGCGCUGGCCUGGGCCCUGCAGCAGGAACUGGGGCAGGAGCCAGCACCCACGCCCCUGGAUGGCCUGGAGGAGAAGGGGCUGUUCUUCUGUCAGAUCUGUCAGAAGAACCUGUCAGCCAUGAACCCCACGCGGAGGGAGCAGCACGUGAACCGGUGCCUGGACGAGACUGAGAAGGCACUGACACCCGCCGUGCCCCAGGUCCCCGAGUGCCCCAUCUGCGGCAGACCGUUCCUCACCCCGAAGAGCAGGCUCAGCCACCUGAAGCAGUGUGCGGCCAGGAUGGAGGUGGGGCCCCAGCUCCUGCUCCAGGCUGUGCGGCUGCAGACAGCACAACCCACUGGGCCCCGUGGUGAAGCUCCAGCCAGUGUCAGCAGUCCCAUGGGGGUUCUGAAGCGGAAAGCAGCCGCCAACAAGAAGAAGGAGCCACAGAAGCGGAGGAGGGUCGGCGGACUGAAGGCACCAUGCGAGGACGUGCUGGUGGCCAUGGCCCUGUCACGCUCGGAGAUGGAGCAGGAGUCCCGGCUGGCGGGGCUGGGACCAGGCAGCACUGCGGAGAGGACUCAGCCACCAGCAGAGAAGAAGGGUCGCAGGAAGAAGGCACUCACGGCCGCACCGCAGCUGCUGGUCCAGGACACAGAGACCACAGGCAGGCAGAUCGAGGAUCGCAUCGCCCAGCUCUUUGCGGAGGAGCCUGAGUCACUGCCAUCCCACACACCACCUCUCCCGGCCAGCGGGAUCCUGCAGGGCGAGCAGGGGAAGGCCAGAUGGUGCCUGCCGCCUCCACAGGGGAACCCCAGCUUCCUGUGGUCAGGCAGUGCCCUGACAGCCCCCUGGGAUACCACCUCCUUCUACACGGCCAGCCUGGUCCCGCCCCUGGUGCCCCGGAAGCCCCCAAAGGCCCUCGUGCAGGAGCCUGCACUGGCACUGCAGCCACCAGAGCCACUGGAUCGGGGCACCCGGACACACCCUGCCCACCCUGUGGGGUGUGGCCCUGGUACCUCGUCACCCUCCUCCAGCCAGAGAGAGCGGCAGGCCCUUCAGGACCUUGUGGAGCUGGCCAGGGAGGGGUUGAGUGCCAGCCAGUGGCCCAACAGCGGGAGCCACACCAGCACCAGAGGGGACAUGGGCUCCGAUGAGGCUCCUGGCAGCCUUCCCCUGACGGGCUUUGUCCUGCCUGCUGAGGAGAAGCACUCAGAGGAGCCGAGCCAGGCAGCGCUCGCCCUGGGUCUGCUGCUGGCCGACUUCGGCGCCAUGGUCAACAACCCCCACCUGAGCGACGUCCAGUUUCAGACAGACAGCGGGGAGGUGCUGUACGCCCACAAGUUCGUGCUGUACGCCCGCUGCCCACUCCUCAUGCAGCACGUGAACAGCGACAGCUUCCUGGCUUCAGAGGACGGCGACCCACGAAGCCAGCGUGUGCUGCUGGGUGACGUGAGCGGGGAGGCCGCCCGCGCCUUCCUGCACUACCUCUACGCAGCCGACACCAGCCCCCCGGCCCACCUGGCCCCUGACCUGAGCUCCCUGGCCCGCAGGUUUGGGGUGAGCGAGCUCAUGCACCUCUGUGAGCAAGCAGCUGCUGUGACAAACACAGAGGGUGCCCGCUGGGAGGAGGACGUGGCCUGCCAGGGCCGAGCCGAGAACUUCCAAGAGCUGCUAAGGUCCAUGUGGGCCGGGGAGGACAAGGAUGCGGAGGCCAUGUCAGGGCCCGAGGCCCACGACGAAUACAGAGAAAAGGUGAAUGAGGCAGAAAUGGACGAGAUCUACGAAUUCGCAGCCACACAGCGCAAGCUGCUGCAGGAGGACAGAACCCUGGAGGCUGAGGAGGACCGACUUGGGGAGCACGGUCCGGACUCUGGACGCACACUGGCCAGCGUCCCUGGCAGAGAACUCCCAGAAGACACAGAGCAGGUGGGCCCGUCCCAGCCAGACAGGAGCAAGGCUGCAGCCCCACAGAGCCGUGUGAGCCAGGCUGUGUCACCCUGCAAGGACCUGUGGGCUGAGGCCCCCAGUGAAACGCCUGACCCCGCCCGCCCCUGGCGCCCUCCUCGGGGCUGCCGGACCUUGAGGGGAGAAGGUGCCUACCUGUGCCCAGUCGAUGUGGAUGGCGAUGACCAGCCCUUCCCCUCGGCACAAGGACACCCUGCGCCAUCCCAGACCUACAGUGAUAGGGGGGAAGGAGGCCACGCAGUCCCCGAGAGGCAGGGGAGGAGUUCCCAGCCUCCCUCACACCCAAGCUUCUCCCUGUCCCAGCCCCCUCCUCAAAGUGGAAAUCCCCGGCGGUCUCAGCUCCCCAGUGAGUCCUCCCCACCCAGGCCCCUGUCACAGGGAGGAGCUUCCCAGACCCCCUGGCAGGACUCGCCAUCCCAGCAGAGGAGGGGCAGGGCUGUCCUCACAGCACCAGCACGGAAGGGCCUCCAGUACAGCUCCACAUUGGAUAGUGGGAGCAGAGGGGUCCUGGUCUCCCCUGAGAAGUCUCCCUCCAUUGACCUCACGCAGUCGCGGCCUGGCCCCGGCUGCUGCAGGCUCUCUCCGGCCGCCAGGGCCCCCAGUGUGAGCAAAGACGACGAGGUGAUUCUCCUGCUGGAUUCUGACGAGGAGCUGGAGCUAGAGCAGAGCAGAGCAAAGGCUGCUGUUGACCAGCCCUCAGAAGAACAGGAAGUGCUAGAAGCCAGCCCCACAUCCUGUGAGCUGUUCCCCAUCAUCGAUGUGGACGAGGAGCAGGACGGUUCUCAGAGCCCCCCGGGGGGAGAGGCCACCCCACCUCAGGGGGUGGAGGGGGCCAGGGAUCGGAGCUCCCUGGGCAGCAGAGGGACACCCCAACUGUUCCAGGACCCCGAGAGCAGCCACGAGGACAGCACCACAGACUCCUCGUGGCUUGUGCCCGCCACCCCGCUGACCAGCAGGAGCCGAGACUGCUCGUCGCAGACCCAGAUCUUGGGCCUGAGGCCCCGGGAGGCCUUGGCAGCCAAGCUCAGAUCGGGGGGCCCACCGGAGGGGAGGGCCACACCUGACGCCGCCAAGCUCUCCUUGAGCGUGCCCCAGACGCCACCUGCUAGCCCCACUCCCCCGGUUCCUGGCAGCCCUGACGGAGGCAAACAGGUCCCCAGGAGCCCCUGCGGCCCCCAGCCCCGACACCACUUGAUGUCUUCACCGGCAUCCUGCUUGGUCCCCAGGAACCUCCCCGCUCCCCCCCAAAAGUUCUGGGGGCCUGGGCCCCCUAGUCAGGCCAGUGAGGUGGUAGAGGUGGGGGACAGCGAAGAGGAACAGGAGGCAGCUGCCCCCCCGGUGAGAAGCAGCCCCCUGCCUGAUAGUGACCCCCCGAUCCCCGUGGAUGACUGCUGCUGGCACGUGGAGCCCCUCUCGCCCAUCCCCAUCGACCACCUGAACCUGGAGCGCACCGGCCCCCUGAGCACCAGUAGCCCUGGUGGUGGGUACAGCGGGGACCCGGGCUCCCCUGCGUUGAGUACCACCCCCAUCCGAGGGAGCCGCACCAGCCGCAAGAGGACUUGGGAGCGGUCCCCACGCACUAGCUCUGCGGGGAGCAGCAGGCCCAGCUUCCUGAAUUCUGCUCUGUGGGAUGACUGGGACUCAGAGGAACCCAGGUCCCCAGAGCUCCCAGCCCUGGCCCACACGCCCAGCAAGCAGGCGCCUGCCACACUAGGAGGCCUCGAGACGCCCAAAGGUGCGAGUUGGAAGAAGAACCUGCCCCCGAAAGUGCCCAUCACCCCCAUGCCCUGCUACUCUGUCCUGGAGACCCCAGAGCUGAAGAAGCAGCUGGACAGGUAUGGGGUACGCCCCCUGCCCAAGCGCCAGAUGGUCCUGAAACUGAAGGAGAUCUUCCAGUACACUCACCAGACACUGGAGUCGGACUCGGGGGACGAGGGCCAGUCCCCCAAGGGGCUGCCAGAGGCUGAAGGGGCAGCUGGCUGCACCCAGCUGGGGGCCACCACGGCAUCCACCCCCCAAAGGUCUAAGGGCCCCCGAAAGCGGCAGCCCAGCAGAAGAGCCCCCCCUCAGAGCACGGCCCCAGCCAAGGAGGUGCCUCCAGGCCCCAACAGUGCCCAGCCCCCGGCCUCCCAGGACUGUGCAGCCACCUCCCUGGAUGUCAGCGAUGGCUCCCUUAGCUCCUCCCAGAGCUCCUCUUCCUGCGAGGCGGGCGUGGCCUUUGAGUCUGCUGGAGAUGAUGAAGAGGGCGAGGAGGGGGUCAGCGCCACGCAGAUGGGCGCCAUGGAAGAGGCGCUGUGCCACUACCUGCGCUCGAGGCCGGCCCUGUACCGCCGGGUGCUACAGUACCAGCCGCUGGAGCUGGCGGAGUUGCAGGCCGAGCUGCGGCAGCAAGGCCUGCGUGUGGCUGCGCGGACUCUGCUGGACUUCCUGGACGCCCAGGGCAUCACCUUCACCACAGCCGCAGCCCGAAGGGAGAAGGAACAGAGGGCCCAGCGUCGGCGGCCCACAGGCAGGAAGAAGGUGGGUGGGAGCAGCAGGCCCGUGGCCCCCUCCCCACCCACAACCACCAGCCCCUGAGGCCAACGCAGCCCUGCAGGGCUGAGGGCACAGGCAACAGUCGUGCAGGGCCCAGGGGUGUCCAGGCGAGCCUGCUACCACCAGCACCUGGGCAGGGCCCCUCCAGCCAACUCUGUGGACCCCACCAGCUGGCCCAGACAUUAUCAUCACCACCAGCAGCCUCCAGCCUGUGUGUCUCUUGUUCUCACCACUGCGUGACCUGGGGCAGUUAGGGGUUGGGCUCUGGCCCGUGUUUUUGUGAACGUCCUUGUCUGUCUCAGAUAUGGUGCAGUCUGUCUCUAUGAUGUGCAAUAAAGUCCAAGCUUUACACACCC